Messenger RNA from Trichoderma breve, 1125 nucleotides. RefSeq lists its product as uncharacterized. Bases 1 to 1125 code for a protein of 374 amino acids. The transcript has a single exon. NCBI's taxonomy places the organism in Eukaryota, Fungi, Ascomycota, Sordariomycetes, Hypocreales, Hypocreaceae. The record is from RefSeq and is a predicted model, not a curated record.
AUGAACUUCACAACUCAGUCCACAACAGGCCCUCAGGGUCAGCGUUACUCCCGCCGCCCGGGUCUCAGAAACUCGGCAGUGCCUCUCCACCAGCGACUCCUCUCGAAAAGGAGCCAUAAACAACAAGAUUCACCGUUGUUCUCUCUCAUUCCACCCGAAGUUCGCACCAAGAUAUUUACCUAUGCGCUGUCUGAUUACGAAGACAGGCGUCGACCUCUCUUAUACGACUCCAAAACUUCCUUCUGGCGGCCCUCUCAUCGCGCACCUCGCAGGACGAGCACUGAGUUGCUAAGGACAUGCCGUGCCAUUUAUCGCGAGACGUGGUUUCUGCCGUUUGCUCUCAAGGAGCAGAUACACUGGCUAUGCGGCCCGCAUGUACCGCCCGGGAGUGGCCAAUGGAACGGCAACGCAACAAAGUUGACGCUUCUGCUAGGUGAAAUGGCGAAGCAGGGCCAAGAAAAGGUUGAGAUUGAGAGCAUCCAUGUGUUUGCAAACACGCGCCGCCUAGAGCACGGCGACUUGGGUGUACUACUAUCGAUCCCUGGAUUGCAUCCUCGCCGAAUCACCCUGACAAUUCGCUAUAUUGACUGGUGGGGCUGGGAUUGGGAGUCUCCCGACAUGCCCUUGUAUUUUAAAGCUGACUGGAUCAGCGCAGUUUCCAGUGGCUUUUCGCCUUCAACAAGCGAGUUCAGGAUCGAGCUCGAAACUCUGGAACACUUGAAAGACCGAGUUGACGCCAUUGGCAAACAUAUUGCCGAAAAUUGGUUCUUUGGGCGAUUUGGUGGCACUAUUUUGUACGCCGAUGUGUCGGGUAAGUGUCAUCAGGUAUCCCGCUGGUCUGGUUCGAGUGCUUGGUACAAGAAGCACAGAACAAAUUAUCAAAAACCCAAGGGUGGCAAGCUGGACUAUUACAUCUUGACUAUCACGUUCGAGUCGGAACUCUCUAUCAAGAGAAAAGGAGGAGUGGUGAGUGAAACAGCCAAAAGAAACGCCGCAGACCCGCUGUUCAAACAUGUUUCGGCGAACCUUGGCGACCCAUCUAUCCUUGACAGAUAUGGCCCUCCUUCGCAUGAGAUGCCCGGUGUGCCAAUGCUUCCUCUACCAGAUGAGGAUGAUGAUCUUUGA